UGGAAGUUCGAGAAGGCGUAGCCCUUUCUGGACGGUGGAUUCAUAAAUUUCAACAGUACGACAUUUUAAUAACACGCGCAAAUUCGUCUUGUUUCUCCAUUUCAUUUGAUUUGAAAAGAAACAGCUAAGAUUUGGAUUUAGAGAGGGAGAGAAAAUUCAAUGGGGUCGCAGAAUAAUUAUCAGAUGAAGGUGGCCACUGGAGAGUUCGGAUACGUACUGGAAGAUGUCCCUCAUUUGACUGAUUACAUCCCCGAUCUUCCUACUUAUCCCAAUCCAUUACGAUCGAAUCCUGCAUAUUCCGUUGUCAAGCAGUAUUUUGUUCACAUGGAUGAUUCUAUCCCUCAAAAGAUUGUUGUCCACAAAGACACUCCUAGAGGGGUACACUUUCGAAGAGCCGGACCUCGUCAAAAGGUUUAUUUUGCUUCAGAUGACGUGCGAGCUUGUAUUGUAACGUGUGGUGGUUUGUGUCCUGGGCUAAAUACAGUGAUCAGGGAGAUUGUACAUAGCCUUGAUUAUAUGUAUGGUGUUAACCAAGUUCUCGGAAUUGAUGUAAGUUGGAGGUGCAUUCACUUUGAAGUUGAUUAGUAUUAUCAUCUGAGU
This is a messenger RNA of Olea europaea var. sylvestris, 600 nucleotides long. Its product is annotated as ATP-dependent 6-phosphofructokinase 7-like. The transcript is spliced from 5 exons. Gene Ontology annotation, biological process: glycolytic process. The record is from RefSeq and is a predicted model, not a curated record. Lineage: Eukaryota; Viridiplantae; Streptophyta; Magnoliopsida; Lamiales; Oleaceae. Gene Ontology annotation, cellular component: cytoplasm. Bases 160 to 585 code for a protein of 141 amino acids. Gene Ontology annotation, molecular function: 6-phosphofructokinase activity.